AUGUCAAAUAUGGUGGACAAGUCACUCGAAAAGUUUAAAGAUUAAGACAGCUUUUGUUUAAGUUUGACAGGUUUUACGACACGGAAAUGCUGGAAGACGUUAUAGACGACAACAUCUUGCUUUACUGCGGUUAAAUUAUGAGCGUUGCUGUGUCAGAAAGUUGGGCGGAAGGCUCGAAUAUAAAUUUGAGCGAGCCACCGCGUAAUCGCUCUUCACCAAAAACAAUUGCUAGCGAUGGAAACAAGCAAAAAUCUAAGCCAAGUACAGCAACACCUUGUGCUUUAAGUUAUAUAGAAGGCACCAGCUGUUCCGAAAAGAAAGUUCUGCCAGCAAUUCGCCCUAAAAACGAUGAUUUUUUUAUGGGGGGAGAUUUUGUCAAGAGUGGCGUGCAAAAAGACUUUAUUCCUCUUGAUAUUUUAACAAGUUUGACCCAAAUGCCUUCACCGCCAUCCAAAGAGCAACUAGGACCACCUAGCAAAUUUACAAAAAGCUCAGCAUUCGAGAAGCCUGCAACCAUAAGAAAGAGACCAGCAAAUGUUUGGAACUAUAAUAAAAGAAGGGACAAGUUAAAACAUCUUGUUGAAAACCCACCAUGUUUAUGUGGUGCAGGAAGAGAUAUAUCCUUUCUUUAUGAUGCAUUGGCUGACAAGAAUGAGGAGAAAUCUAAAGAAAAAAGUGAAGACGUUUCUGGUGCCAAGGAGCAGCAAUCUGAAAGCAACACUUUGUCUGGAUCACCGGAUACAACCCAAGUACCUAACACGUUAGUUCCUGCAGAGUAUCAUCUGGUCAAAGACCCAGGUGUCCUUGGCUUGGAAUUCUCAGAUGAAACUCAUACAACCCAUCUGAAAGAACAUCAAGACCACAUGACGAUAUUUCCAUCCAUGAAACCCACUGGUCGUCAAGAAGUUUUGAAACUAAAACACGCUUUUGAUGCGAUGUUGUCCCGAGCUGGUGUUGACGAUGAGUCUAAAGAGUUGACUGGACCUACCCAGAUUCAUAAUUUGUUGGAAAUUGUGCGAAAGGAACAGAAUAUAUAUAAUAUUGUGUUUAACGAGAUUAUCCGACAGUGUACUGUGGAAUGUGCUGAGAGAGGGGAAUUGUUGGCUAGUUUAAGAAAGAGAUAUGCUCAGCUUUUGGACAGAGUCCCUAGACAAGUCAUGAGUCUCCAUCAAGAGGUGUUGGCCCAAAGGGCUCUAGACAGACGACUGACUGAAGAAUUAAUCAGGUUUAAAGCAAAUGUCUCUGCAUUAACGAGCGAACUGGAUGCAGUAAAAGCCCAUGACAGUGAAGUUACAAAACAAGCAAUACAGGUCCAACAAGAUCUAAAUGAAGCACUGGUAGAAUCGGAAAAGAACGCAAACUUAUUGGAAGAGUACCAUGAACUUUACGAACUGCAGAGAAAACGUCUCGAGAUAUUUGUUCGUACUUUAACUGAAGAGAGAGACUUAUGGAGCAGUGCAGCGUAUAUACUCGCUUUGAAAGUCACUGAUCAUCAUAAAUUAAAUGUUGCUAAAAGAUUGCAUUUGCAUGAGCGAGCCUGGUCAAAGUUGGCGAGACAUUUCAGUUUGAAUCUUAGUCAAAAAGAUAGUGAACAGCUUCAAGAUCUAGUGACAAGUUUCCAUUCAUGGAAGGAUUUGGCAGAAAAAUUUAACGUUCAACUGAUGAAAAAUGAAGCUAAUUUAAAAACAAAUCUCGAGGUGGCUGUACAACAAUUACAACGUUGGAGGAAUGAGUUUGAGAGAGUUGUCAGUCCAGACCAAGGGAGAGUUGAAGCUCCUUGUAAGGAGCUGGUCGAGGAGUUACUUCGUGAUAUGAAAGCUUGGGAGGAUUUGUGUAAUACAGAAGCAGAGAAAUUCGUAGGAGGCAAUCUAUUGUCUUGUCAAGAUCAACUCUAUCACUUAUAUAAGCUGGUGGAAGCCUGGACAGACGUCGCACAUAAGGUGUUCAGAAGGCAUCAACAAGAUGCCCGGGACGUUGUCUACAAUAACGAAAUGACCGCCAUUAACCAGAGUGUUGAAAAACUGCAUCAGCAGUUUCAGAUUCGGGCAAGUGGAGAAAAUGGCGUCGCAAAGGGAUUGAUUGAUAUGAGUAACCCCAUGGAAUCAUGGUGUAAUAAAUUGCACUCGGUUGUGAAUGGCAGUGAAGAGUUGCUUGAUCCAGAAUGGAUCCGAUUGGCUGAUCAAGUCGGGAACGAAUGGCUUCAGAACAUGAAAGAAAUAAUUCUUUUGAUUGGCAUCCCGAUCAAGGAUGGCGAGCGUCAGAAUAAUGAAAAAGAGAAUAGUACAGUGAAUUUUGAUGAGUUUUGCAAGGCGGGAAAACUGUGGCUGACGAACAUGACAAAUUCCGUUGAGAAUGAAGAUGGAAAACUCAUGCAAAUUGUAAGCGAUCUUCACUCGACGAUGUUAAGGUGGAUGAUAACAGUACUACUCCGUCUCGCUCCGGAUGUGGAAGAUCAUGACCUUGAGGAGAUAAGUUCUGAAGACGAUCUUAAAGGAGCUCUGGGCGGAGGUGAGAUACUCCUGGAAUCAACCUCGUUAGAGAUAAAAACUCGGGCGGGUCGUUUGGCCGAGGACAUAAGAAAAUAUUCAAAGGUUAUCAAAGAUUGUUGUGCGAGUAUCGUUAUGGAGACGAUGAUGGAGAAGAAAGACCGCUAUGAAGAAGAUGCUGAGGGGGAAUAUAAUGAUCUCAAGAGGAUUGAGAAGGAAUGUGAGGGAUGGAUUAGGACGUCCGAGCUCCUGAUUAAGCAGGUUGUUGGAGAGCUACCACUAGAAGGUGUAAACAUUGAGUCAUUCCCGACCACACCCAUGACAAGCUCAGAAGGGACAAAGAGUGGUCGCAAGGGAUCUUUACAAGAUUCUGAGGGAACAUUAAGUACCGCUAGGAGUACUCCAGUAAAAAGUGUGGACUUUGAAUCAAAGGAGGAUACUCCUAUUAAUCUGGCGAUAUUAUCUGUGCCAGCAACUCCAAAUGUGAUUGAACCAGAGGACAGUUGUAUAAAUGAUCAACCGGAAGAAACAACUCGAGCAUCUUCUCAAGGCUCCAGACCUAUCUCAAGUGGUGCAAAUAAAAUGAGAGUGUUGGCUGAAGAUGAAACUGUAAGAACAAAAGUGUUGAAAAAUGAAGAAAAACCUGAGGUUGAAAGUACGUCAGACGUAUUAACAGAUGACACACCUUCGAAUACCUUCAAACCUUUAGAAACCGUGGAAAAGUUACAGAGUGAAUUAUUAGAAGCGGAAGAACGUGCUCAGCGUGCGGAACAGCGUGCUUUAGAUGCCGAAAGUGAGCUUAAAACAGCCUUGGAAAAAGUACGUGCUCUCGAACGAGCUGCCUCUCGUCCAAGCAGUUCCCAGUCUAGAGUCACCUCGGCCAAACCUGAAUCCGGGCAGGCGACAACGCCAGGGACUCCAGUCAAUCAACAGACUCUAACGACACCCUCCCCUCGGGCGUUGUCAAAGCAACCACAAUCCCGUGCUUCCUCGGGGUCAUCGUCGGGCAGAAAGAAAAAAUAAGAUAUUUAAUACUGUCGGACAUUUCGUAAAAUGUAAAGGUGGCUGUGACUGUACAGUAUGUUGUAUAUAAAUAUUACAAAGUGUAUAUAUUUUUACUUCAGGUGUUAAGUCAGAUUCUGUAAACGUCAGUCGUCAUGAGCAAGUCAUGAGCAAGUUUUAUCGCCAAUUGGGUCAAAAAAGAAACUUUUGUCGGCUUACGAAAACACCAGGGACCCGCGGUUGUUCAAAAGCCGGUUAGCUUAGCCCUGGGUUGGGUUGAGAGCAAAUCCCCUAAAUUAAUAUUUUUAAUCGCUUGUUGACAAAGUUAGUAUAUUUUUUCAUAAAUAUUUUCUGGACCGAUAGAACUAGAAGUAAUUUUUUCUACAGUUUUAAAAUGAAGAGUGGUUCAGAAGCACAUUCUGAACUAAAACACUCUGACUGGAUUAAAACGUAUCCCAGGGUUAGCGCUAAGCCGCCAGCCUAGCUUUGAGCAACUGGCACCUGAGGGUAAAACGCCGUAUACAGUCUAAUAAAGAAAGAUUUUUUGAUCUGUCGAGCGCGAUUUUAUUUUGCGUACAGUAAAGUAAUCCUUUCAGCCACGAUCUGUUUUUGAUUGGUUGUCAUAAAUCUCAAAAAUUCAUAAAAUAGACUAUGAUUUAUGAUCUGCGUUUUAUAAUCCGUGUUCUUAAGGAAUGAGCUAUGUUAUUAGUUGAUUCAAUAAUUUGACGUAAAUUUUCAUGCUACACUGUUAUUAGACACAGAAGUGGGAAUAUGUGAUUCAGCUAAAAAGUGUUUAAAA
Dendronephthya gigantea is the source of this 4287-nucleotide messenger RNA. Its product is annotated as axonemal dynein light chain domain-containing protein 1-like. The coding region runs from base 138 to 3509 and encodes 1123 amino acids. The record is from RefSeq and is a predicted model, not a curated record. Lineage: Eukaryota; Metazoa; Cnidaria; Anthozoa; Malacalcyonacea; Nephtheidae. The transcript has 17 exons.